Microthlaspi erraticum is the source of this 2448-nucleotide messenger RNA. The record is from the annotation of a GenBank genome assembly. Lineage: Eukaryota; Viridiplantae; Streptophyta; Magnoliopsida; Brassicales; Brassicaceae.
AUGGGUGACGAACACAGUAACGACACUUCGAUAAUAUGUUACGCCCCAAGCAUGAUCACCACCAAUGGUGUUUGGCAAGGAGACAAUCCUCUCGAUUUCUCUUUGCCUCUCUUUGUUCUUCAGCUUACAUUGGUCGUUCUUGUCACUCGCUUUUUCGUCUUUGUACUCAAGCCCUUUCGCCAACCUCGUGUUAUCUCCGAGAUCCUUGGAGGAAUCGUGCUAGGGCCAUCUGUGCUUGGUCGCUAUUCAAAAUUUGCAAACACAGUGUUCCCUCAGAGAAGUGUGAUGGUACUUGAGACAAUGGCUAACGUUGGUUUACUUUACUUCCUUUUCUUGGUGGGUGUAGAGAUGGACAUUAUGGUUGUACGCAAGACAGGGAAGCGAGCACUAACCAUAGCUAUUGGUGGUAUGGUCUUACCAUUCCUCAUUGGUGCUGCUUUCUCUUUCUCCAUGCAUAGAUCAGAUGACCAUUUAGGUCAAGGCACAUACAUACUCUUCCUCGGUGUAGCUCUCUCUGUUACCGCAUUCCCGGUUCUUGCAAGAAUUCUUGCUGAGCUCAAGCUCAUACAUACAGAGAUUGGUCGGAUAUCUAUGUCAGCAGCACUGGUCAACGAUAUGUUUGCUUGGAUUCUCUUGGCCUUAGCCAUUGCAUUGGCAGAGAGUGAGAAAACUUCAUUUGCUUCCCUUUGGGUCAUGAUCUCUAGUGCAGCUUUCAUCGCCACUUGUGUCUUUGUUGUCAGACCAGGCAUUUCUUGGAUCAUAAGGAAAACCCCUGAGGGAGAGAACUUUAGUGAGUUCUACAUAUGUCUCAUCUUGACAGGAGUUAUGAUCUCAGGUUUCAUUACCGAUGCAAUCGGAACACAUUCUGUCUUUGGAGCUUUUGUGUAUGGUCUCGUGAUCCCAAAUGGACCUCUUGGUCUUACCCUUAUAGAGAAGCUUGAAGAUUUUGUCUCUGGACUUCUCUUACCUCUCUUCUUUGCCAUAAGUGGUCUAAAGACUAACAUAUCUUCCAUUCAAGGCCCUGCCACUUGGCUAACUUUGAUGCUCGUUAUCUUCCUCGCCUGUGCGGGUAAAGUCAUUGGUACUGUUAUCGUUGCGUUUUUCCAUGGAAUGCCACUUCGUGAAGGAAUCACUCUUGGUCUUCUCUUGAACACUAAAGGUCUUGUUGAGAUGAUAGUCCUCAACGUUGGCAAAGAUCAAAAGGUUUUAGAUGAUGAGACGUUUGCUACAAUGGUGCUUGUGGCCUUGGUUAUGACUGGUGUCAUUACACCUAUCGUAACAGUCCUUUACAGACCAGUGAAACGUUCUGUUUCUUACAAGAGACGGACGAUCCAACAGACGAAGCCAGACAGCGAGCUUAGAGUUCUUGUUUGUGUCCACACACCGCGUAAUGUUCCUACUAUAAUCAACCUUCUUGAAGCUUCACAUCCCACCAAGAGAUCUCCUAUAUGUAUCUACGUUCUCCAUCUUGUUGAGCUCACAGGACGAGCAUCCGCAAUGCUUAUUGUCCACAACACUCGGAAAUCAGGACGACCGGCUCUUAACAGGACACAAGCUCAGUCAGAUCACAUCAUCAAUGCCUUUGAGAACUAUGAACAACAUGCUGCUUUUGUCGCUGUACAACCUUUGACAGCGAUUUCGCCUUACUCGACGAUGCAUGAAGAUGUUUGUAGCUUAGCAGAGGACAAACGUGUCUCCUUUAUUAUCAUACCAUUCCACAAACAACAAACUGUGGAUGGAGGAAUGGAAGCAACCAAUCCAGCUUACCGUUUAGUCAACCAGAACUUACUCCAAAACUCUCCUUGCUCCGUUGGGAUACUUGUGGACAGAGGACUCAAUGGAGCCACAAGAUUGACCUCAAACACUAUCUCUCUCCAAGUAGCUGUUCUGUUUUUCGGUGGACCAGAUGAUAGAGAAGCCUUAGCCUAUGCUUGGAGAAUGGCUGAACAUCCAGGCAUCACGUUAACCGUGCUGCGGUUUAUCCCUGACGAAGAUGUAAUAGAAGCAGCUUCUACACGUGGAGAGACUGAGCAAAAGCUGGACAUGAAGAAGCAAAGACAGCUUGAUGAUGAUUACAUCAAUGCCUUCAAGUUGGCAAAUGCGGAGUACGAGUCGAUUGUGUUUAUAGAAAAAGUGGUUAGCAAUGGAGAGGAGACGGUUGCGGCAGUGAGGUCAAUGGAUAGCUCUCAUGAUUUGUUUAUAGUUGGAAGAGGAGAAGCAAUGUCGUCUCCUCUCACAGCUGGUUUAACUGAUUGGAGUGAGUGUCCUGAGCUUGGUGCAAUUGGAGACUUGCUUGCUUCAUCAGACUUUGCAGCUACUGUCUCGGUUCUUGUGGUUCAGCAGUAUGGUGGAUCAUGGGCGCAAGAAGAUGAUAUGGAUUUGCCUGAGAGUCCUGUAACCUCACAUGAACAACCAAAGGCCACACAUGCUUUAGAAAAUCCACGUUAG